AUCGUUCAAGUUGUCAAGACGGAGAAAACAAUGCGGCAAAGCUAUUUCGAUCGACUUCUGCUCCUUAUAUUGGCCGCUAAAUCUUGCCAAUGUAGUAUCACGUUCGAUAAGGUCGGCGACUCGCACUACUUCAUAGGCAAAGGAAACAGUGAUGAUCAAAUAUUCGACUGGUAUGAUGCGCGUCGCAGUUGUCAGGCUCAAGGCGGCCAGCUCGUGUCCGUGCAGACGGCCAAGCAGAUGAUUGAGCUGGAGAGCUAUAUAAUGGGUCGGGGAUAUCCCAAUGGAAGCCUGUUUUCCACAUCGGGUCACAGCUUCGAAAGUGAAUAUCCCUUCAAGUGGAGCGCGCUGGGUAAGAGCCUGACGUACACCAAGUGGCUGCCCAACGAGGGUCCGCCCCUCAAUUCGUUUUUGAGCCUGCAACUUGUCAACUCGGAGCUGUUUAUGGUCACAUCGUGGGGCUUCGAUCAGUUCUAUAUAUGUGAAUAUGAGACAAUGGGAGUUUGGCUAGUUACUAACUUAUAUAAUCCAUUUUAUUUGAUACUUGUGAGCCUCAUAUUAGUGUUCUUAUUAUUGACAAUCAAAAAGAAAAGAGCGAUACCUGAAGAGGAACAACUGCUUAAAAGUUAACGUAGUAUUGUUAUAUCUAUAUAUCUAUAAGUUAUGUAUAUAUAUUAUUCUAAUACCCAUCCACAUUCAA
Drosophila montana is the source of this 697-nucleotide messenger RNA. RefSeq lists its product as uncharacterized. The transcript has 2 exons. The coding region runs from base 31 to 627 and encodes 198 amino acids. The record is from RefSeq and is a predicted model, not a curated record. Lineage: Eukaryota; Metazoa; Arthropoda; Insecta; Diptera; Drosophilidae.